Messenger RNA from Oppiella nova, 2231 nucleotides. The record is from the annotation of a GenBank genome assembly. Lineage: Eukaryota; Metazoa; Arthropoda; Arachnida; Sarcoptiformes; Oppiidae.
GGUGUACAGACAUUGAGUACAACUCUAGCACUCAGUGAACAGACCUUUAAAUCAUAGAUUGGUUUGAAUUGAAUUCAUUUGAUUUGGUUGGGAAUGCAAUGACUGUUUGAAUCGUUGUUAUAAGCAAUCGAUUGCUUUGCACACAACUCUCAUAAGUGUGUUCACACUUGCAUUGAAUCAGUGGUGCAGUCAUAGCAAGUGUUGUCGCCAUUUGUCUAACCCUUGAAUAACACGUAAAUGACAUCAAAAUGGCCUCAACUCUGAUGACUGAAGUUAAUGGCAGCAAAAGGACCCGAACUAUACAGGAGAUGAACACAUCCGUGGCCGCAGCCUUUCAAAGUACAGUCCAUUGCUUACCAUUGAUUGCUUGCAGACGAGUGGAAAGGGAGGCACACCUCCCGUCCCUCCACUGCACUCUGCCAUUAGACCUAUUGCUUGAUGUGAUGGAUGUGUUGACAGGUUUGGCUGAGUUAUCUCAUCGCGAAUACCAGGCGGGAGACUACGAGUCGGCCGAAAGGCAUUGUAUGCAACUGUGGCGUCAGGACCCCACCAACACCGGGGUCCUCCUCCUCCUCAGUUCCAUUCACUUCCAGUGCCGACGCCUUAAGGAGUCCGCACACUUCAGUUCACUCGCCAUAAAGCAGAACUCGCUGUUAGCUGAAGCCUACAGUAAUUUGGGAAACGUUUACAAAGAGAAGAGUCAACUGCAGGAAGCGCUGGACAACUACAGACACGCCGUGCGCCUAAAGCCCGACUUCAUCGACGGCUACAUAAAUCUGGCGGCGGCUCUGGUGGCUGCGGGCGAUAUGGAGCAGGCGGUCCAGGCGUACGUCUCGGCCCUCCAAUACAAUCCCGUAAUUAUUCGCCACUGGUUGGACUUAUAUUGCGUGAGAAGUGAUUUGGGAAACCUUCUGAAAGCCCUGUCCCGUCUCGAUGAGGCAAAGGUAACACUACUAAUCCUGUUGUCAAACGGCGCGCGAAUAAUACAUGCCACAGCCAUAAGGGUCUGCGCCGUUGCUCAGCGUAUGCUUGCGAUGCCAGCCUUGCGUUGCAUUGCGUUGCCAUUGGCUGCCAAUCAAGUGGUUGGCGCGCGAUAUCUGCGGCCAGCGUUGCAGACGUGUCCCACGUUUGCCGUGGCCUGGAGUAACCUGGGAUGUGUGUUCAAUGCUCAGGGUGAGAUAUGGCUCGCUAUACACCACUUCGAGAAGGCGGUGGCAUUAGAUCCCAAUUUCUUGGACGCGUACAUCAAUUUGGGAAAUGUCUUAAAAGAGGCCCGAAUUUUCGACAGAGCAGUGGCUGCUUAUCUACGGGCUCUCAACUUGAGUUCAAACAACGCUGUGAAGGAGGCCGAGGAUUGCUAUAAUACGGCGCUCAGACUCUGUCCCACUCACGCGGAUUCGCUCAAUAACUUGGCGAAUAUCAAACGAGAACAGGGUUAUAUCGAAGAGGCGACGCGUCUAUACCUGAAGGCAUUGGACGUAUUCCCUGAGUUCGCGGCCGCGCACUCGAACCUGGCGUCGGUUCUCCAACAACAGGGAAAACUGAAUGAAGCACUUCUGCACUAUAAGGAAGCCAUUAGGAUAUCGUCUACUUUUGCCGACGCCUACUCUAAUAUGGGUAAUACACUCAAAGAGAUGGGUGACAUUCCCGGUGCCCUUCAGUGCUACACUCGGGCCAUACAAAUAAACCCGGCCUUUGCUGACGCCCACUCCAACUUAGCGAGUAUUCAUAAGGAUUCCGGAAAUAUUCCCGAAGCUAUCACUUCCUAUCGGACCGCAUUGAAGUUAAAGACGCUGACCUUACUGAUGCUCUGCCGUAUGAAGAAGUUGGUGAUCACUGUCACCGAACAACUCGAAAAGAAUCGCUUGCCUUCAGUACAUCCGCACCACUCCAUGUUAUACCCCUUGUCUCACGAGACGCGCAAAGCUAUUGCCGCCAGACAUGCGGCCCUAUGUCUUGAGAAAGUACAGGUCCUCCAUAAGCCUCCCUAUGCUUUCAAGAAAUCGUUGGGCGGACGCCUAAGAAUCGGUUAUUUGAGUUCUGACUUUGGAAACCAUCCGACGUCUCAUUUAAUGCAAAGCGUCCCCGGAAUGCAUAACAGAGACAAAGUGGAGGUCUUUUGUUACGCCCUGUCAGCCGACGACGGAACCACUUUCAGGACUAAAGUGAGCUCAGAGUCGGAGAACUUUGUGGACCUGUCGUCCGUCGCCUGCAAUGGCAAAGCGGCCGAU